ACAAGGCCGAUCAAAUCAUCUUAGACUGCAUAUAACACAAAGGGUUCACAGCCUUUGGAUUUUGAAGAUUGAAGAAGCCUAAUUUACGAAGACUUUAUAAGCAACUUAUUAAUAUGAUCAAAGUUGGACCGGCUGGGGGUCUUGGAAAGACUUGGGAUGAUGAGGGCAGAGAGAAAAUUGUACAGAUUUUCGUUUCGCACGGAGAUCAAAUCAACUCUCUCCAGUUCCUCUAUGUUGAAGAUGGAAACUUGGUUUUGUCGGAGACGCACGGUGGUAAUACCGGUCCCAAGUUUAACGUGGUAAAGCUUAAUUAUCCAUCAGAGUAUCUGACUGGCAUAAGUGGUUCCUACUAUUACAGCAAUACUUGCAGCCAGUGGCUAAUUUUCACAGUAGCAUUUAGCACCAACAACAGGACAUACGGACCAUUUGGAGUCCCUCACAAACAAGGGUAUGCGUUCGAAUAUCAACUGGGGGAAGACCAUCCAUUUGGUGGAUUUCAUGGACGGGCAAGCGAAUACCUUAAUGCUAUUGGAGUCUACGUUAAGCCAAUUACAAUUCUAGGUGAUGUCAAGGCGAACGUUAAAACAAAGAAAUUUAAGUGCCCCUUAUUGCGAUCCAAUUAACUUUGUGGUUUCAUUACGGUAACAGGAUAAUCAGCUGUUUCAGCAUUGUCUACUUUUAUUCCCUAUUUGGUAUACAAAUUUGAAGUUCAAGCAGUGUAAUUUCGUCGCGAUCGAUGGAUCAGAUAGUGUGAUCUGGUUGAGUUAAAAGCUUGUGGCAGAUAAUAUUCUGCAUUUCAAGUUGAUGGUUUUGAUGUAAUGAUUUGUAUCAUCUCCUGGAAAUAUACCAUGACAGCCUACGCAGGCUGAAACGGGCUCGAUGAAGUUA
This is a messenger RNA of Rhododendron vialii, 888 nucleotides long. RefSeq names its product inactive protein RESTRICTED TEV MOVEMENT 1-like. Lineage: Eukaryota; Viridiplantae; Streptophyta; Magnoliopsida; Ericales; Ericaceae. Bases 114 to 623 code for a protein of 169 amino acids. Gene Ontology annotation, molecular function: carbohydrate binding. The record is from RefSeq and is a predicted model, not a curated record. The transcript has 2 exons.